Molecule: messenger RNA, 498 nt
Organism: Malassezia japonica
Lineage: Eukaryota; Fungi; Basidiomycota; Malasseziomycetes; Malasseziales; Malasseziaceae
Gene: GCV3
Product: glycine cleavage system H-protein subunit
Exons: 1
Coding region: 1-498 (165 amino acids)
Biological process (GO): protein lipoylation; glycine decarboxylation via glycine cleavage system
Cellular component (GO): cytoplasm; glycine cleavage complex; mitochondrion
Source: RefSeq, a predicted model, not a curated record
AUGAUUGCGACUGCUCUCCGUUCUUCGCUCCCUUCGCUGCGCACUGCUGUGCGCGCUGCGCCGCGCGUUGCACCGGUGCGCAUGAUGCCCGUGCGUAGCUUCCAGACCUCGCGCAUGGUUUCGGGUGUGCAGACCAUGUACACGGCCGAGCACGAGUGGAUUCGCUACGACGACGAGACCAACAUUGGCCAGAUCGGCAUCACCAACCACGCCCAGGAGAGCCUCGGCGACGUGGUCUACAUUGAGCUGCCCCAGAUUGAGCUCGAGGUGACCAAGGGCGACCAGAUCGGCUCGGUCGAGUCGGUCAAGGCUGCUUCGGACAUCUACACGCCGGUGAACGGCAUCAUCGUCGGCGCCAACACCCAGCUUGGCGACGAGCCGGGCCUGAUCAACAAGUCGCCCAUGGAGAAGGGCUGGCUCGCGGAGAUCAAGCUGACCAACCCCGGCGACCUCGACGACCUGCUCACCGAGGAGGCAUACCUGGCUACCCUGGACUAG